Messenger RNA from Phaeodactylum tricornutum CCAP 1055/1, 1071 nucleotides. RefSeq lists its product with no specific name. The coding region runs from base 1 to 1071 and encodes 356 amino acids. The record is from RefSeq and is a predicted model, not a curated record. Gene Ontology annotation, biological process: stabilization of membrane potential; potassium ion transmembrane transport. Gene Ontology annotation, cellular component: membrane. The transcript is spliced from 2 exons. Lineage: Eukaryota; Bacillariophyta; Bacillariophyceae; Surirellales; Neidiaceae. Gene Ontology annotation, molecular function: calcium ion binding; potassium ion leak channel activity.
AUGCACAUCAUCAACGCCUUUUUCAGCCUUACCCACGUGACAUCGCUUCGCUUUCGAUCCUUGUUCCGCGAUUCCGAAGGACAAUACGACGAGAUUCCGUCCAACGACGAGGAGCAUCCCGGUCUACAUGCGUCUUCCUCACGUGACCACAGCCUGACUCGGGAGUAUGAAGAUUUUUCGCAUUCCUGGAGUGCCUUGCGCUUGUGCCUGUACCACGCCAUUGUCUACUAUGCGAUUGCGGUCUUCGCUCUUUCUUUCAUUCUCUACAAAUGGCCAAUCAUCGAUUCUUUGUACUUUGCGACAGUGGUGUUCACUACCAUCGGAUACGGAGACCUGCAUCCCACCGAUCGAUCCGGACGAGUGUUCACUAUAUUUUUGUCGCUUUACGGGAUCGUAAUUUUGGGCCUCUUCUUGGGAAUUUUGGGUGAUGCCGUAGUCGAAGGUCACAACCGUGUGGUAGAAACACGACGGCGCAAGCUGAACAAAAAGGUUUUGGACGCGUUGGCACAAGAUCAAGGGGCGAAGAAAAAUGUAGCAGAGUCCAACGGAGACAAUGGCUCCAGCAGUAGUGAUGACGUGGUAGAAGUGAAGAGCUUGAUGCAAGAUAUAUGGUCGAUUGUGGUCCUGGAAGCUCCGAUUGUUUCCCUUUAUUGGGUCGUCAUUUCCGGUACGACGGUCGGCUUUGGCGACGUGACCCCGCACACCCCCGCCAUGCGGGUGGCGGCGAUUUUCUUUCUGCCGUUCGCCGUGGCCGUGUUGGGUGAGUUGUUGGCCCGGGUCGCUUCGGCCUACAUGGAACGGAAACAGCGGCAAACGGAACACGAAUUCUUGUCCCGAUCGUUAACAUUGUGCGAUCUCGAAACGAUGGACGCCGACCAGGACGGACGCGUGGAUCGCGCCGAAUUUAUGAUUUACAUGCUGGUGGCUCUCCAAAAGGUGGAGAAAGCAGACGUUGACCAGGUUUGCCAGUUUUUUGAACGACUCGAUCAGACCAACGACGGGUAUCUUACCAAACAAGAUUUGCUGGAUCGCCAGUGGAGCGAGAAUUUCCGUUCGUCUUUGGCGGGGUAA